UCUCGCGCGCGUUGCGGCUCUCGCGAGAUUUCGCAGCAUGGCGCCGGCGGGAGGCGCGAACCUGCCGUGGGUGGAGAAGUACCGUCCGCAGGCGCUGUCGGAGCUCGUGUCUCACCGGGACAUCCUCAGCACCGUGCAGCGGUUCAUCAGCGAGGAUCGACUCCCCCACCUGCUCCUCUAUGGCCCACCCGGCACCGGGAAAACAUCCACCAUCCUGGCCUGUGCCAGGCAGCUCUACCGGGACAGGGAAUUCGGCUCCAUGGUGCUGGAGGUGAGCGGAGGGGGAAGGAAAA
Empidonax traillii (willow flycatcher) is the source of this 293-nucleotide messenger RNA. RefSeq names its product replication factor C subunit 5-like. Gene Ontology annotation, biological process: DNA-templated DNA replication; DNA repair. Lineage: Eukaryota; Metazoa; Chordata; Aves; Passeriformes; Tyrannidae. Gene Ontology annotation, molecular function: DNA clamp loader activity. Gene Ontology annotation, cellular component: DNA replication factor C complex; nucleus. The record is from RefSeq and is a predicted model, not a curated record. The annotation marks the transcript as partial. The transcript has 3 exons.